GCGGUUGUCUCUUGAGCUGGGCUGUGAACUGGGGCCUCCUCUUCAGCUGUUCCAUCUCCUGGAGAUCCCAGGUGUCUCUGCACCAGCCUCUGUCACCCUGUGACGUGCAGGUACUGGGAGAUCUGUAGGGAGGACACUGGGACCUCCCGGAAGCUCGGAAAUGGGAGUGUUGACAUUCAAGGACGUGUCUAUUGAAUUCUCUAUGGAGGAGUGGGCCUGCUUGGACCCUGCUCAGCAGCAUUUGUAUCGGGAAGUCAUGUUAGAGACCUACAGAAACCUGGUCUUCCUGGGUCUUACUGUCUCUAAGCCAGAACUCAUCACCUGUCUGGAGCAAAGCAAAGAACCCUGGAAGGUGAAGACACAGCAGACACUAGUCAAGCACCCAGCUCUAUAUAAUCAUUCUACUGAAGACCUUAUUCAAGAGUGGGGCACAAAUAAUUCAUUUCCAGAGAUGAUCCUGAGCAGAUAUCAAAGCUAUGGCUCUGAGAACUUAAACUUAACCAAAAAUUGGGAAAGUAUGUAUGAGUGUGAUGAGCAAACAGUAUUUUACAGUGGACUUGACCAAUGUUUAACAGCUACCUAUGGCAAAGUCUUCCAAUGUAGUAACUCUUUGAACACCUUCAGACAAUGGUCAAAUCUAAAUAAACAAACAAUGAUAUAUACCUUAGAGAAAACUUUUAAUUGUAAAAGGUAUGGGAAAGCCACUAACUUCUGCUCACAGGUUACGGAACAUAAGAUGACUCAUAUUGGAAAAGAACAGUCCAAAUGCAAAGAAGGUAGGCAAGUUUUUCAGUCUUUCUCAGGAUUCUGUACUGGAGAGAAACUAGACAAGUGUGAAAAUGAUGACAAAAAUCUUAGCCACAGUUCAAAAUAUUGUAAUUAUGAUAAUUUUAAUACUAGAGAAAAAAUCUGCAACUAUAAGGAAUGUGACAAACUUACAAAACAAUACUCACACAUUUCUGGACAAACAAGAAUAGAUUCUGGAGAAAAACCCUUCAAAUGUGAAGUAUGUGCAAAAACAUUUGACCAGCACUCUCUCCUAUGUAGUCAUCAAAGAAUUCAUUCUGGAGAUAAAUCCUACAAAUGUAUGGAAUGUGGCAAAACCUUUAACAAGUACUCAAACCUUUCUGUACAUCAAAGAAUUCAUUCUGGAGACAAACCCUACAAAUGUAAAGAAUGUGGAAAAGCAUUUAAACACCACUUACACCUUUCUAGACAUCAAAGAAUUCACUCUGGAGAGAAACCCUACAAAUUACAAGAAUUUGAAGAAUGUGCAAAAACCUUUAACCAGCACUCUCUCCUCUUUAGACAUCAAAGAAUACAUUCUAGACGGAAACCAUACAAAUGCCAAGAAUGUGGCAAAGCCUUUAACCACUACUCAAACCUUUCUGUACAUCAAAGAAUUCACUCUGGAGAGAAACCCUACAAAUGUCAAGAAUGUGACAAAGCCUUUACCCAGCACUCACACCUUUCUAGACAUCAAAGAAUUCAUUCUGGUGAGAAACCCUACAAAUGUCAAGAAUGUGGCAAAGCCUUUAACCAGUACUCACACCUUUCUGUACAUCAAAGAAUUCACUCUGGAGACAAACUCUACAAAUGUCAAGAAUGUGGCAAGGCCUUUAAUCGGCACUCAGGCCUUUCUGAACAUCAAAGAAUUCACUCUGGAGAGAAACCAUACAAAUGUCAAGAAUGUGGCAAAUCCUUUAACCAUUACUCAAGCUUUUAUGUACAUCAAAGAAUUCACUCUGGAGAGAAACCCUAUAGAUGUCAAGAAUGUGGCAAAGCCUUUAACCACUACUCAAACCUUUCUGUACAUCAAAGAAUUCACUCUGGAGAGAAACCCUACAAAUGUCAAGAAUGUGGAAAAGCCUUUAAUGUGUACUCAUGCCUCUCCAAACAUCAAAGAAUUCAUUCUGGAGAGAAACCCUACAGAUGUCAAGAAUGUGGCAAAGCCUUUAAUCGGCACUCACACCUUUGUAUACAUCAAAGAAUUCACUCUGGAGACAAACCCUACAAAUGUCAAGAAUGUGGCAAAAACUUUAACCAGCACUCACACCUUUCUGAACAUCAAAGAAUUCAUUCUGGAGAGAAACCCUACAAAUGUGAAGAAUGUGGCAAAUCUUUUAACCAUCACACAAGCUUUUUUAGACAUCAAAGAAUUCACACUGGUGAGAAACCCUACAGAUGUCAAGAAUGUGGCAAAGGUUUUAACCAGUACUCAGGCCUUUUUGUACAUAAAAGAAUUCAUUCUGGAGACAAACCCUACAAAUGUCAAGAAUGUGGCAAAGCCUUUAACCAGUACUCACACCUUUCUCAACAUCAAAGAAUUCACUCUGGAGAUAAACCCUACAAAUGUCAAGAAUGUGGCAAAGCCUUUAACAGGAACUCACAUCUUUCUCUACAUCAAAGAAUUCACUCUGGAGAGAAACCCCACAAAUGUCAAGAGUGGAAAAUCCUUUAACUACUACACAAGCUUUUCUAGACAUCAAUGAAUUCACUCUGGUGGGCAACCUUACAAAUGUGAAGAGUGUGGCAAAGCCUUAAACUGUGACUCAAACCUUUCUGUACAUCAAAGAAUUCACUCUGGACAUAAACCUUACAAAUUUAAAGAAUGCACUAAAGCCUUUUACUUUAGUUAAACUCAUAGUAAACAUUACACAAUUUCUUGUGGAGAGAUACUCUACAAAUGUGAAGAAUUUGGCAAGGCAUUUACACUGUACUCAACCCUUUGUGUACAUGAAAAUAUUAUUAAAAGAAACUCUACAGGGGUCAAAACGUGGCAUAGACUUUCAUUAGUUUGUGAACAUUUCUAGACAUUUAAGAAUUUAUUCUGGAGAAAAAUCUUAUAAAUAUGGACAGUGUGGCAAACUCUAACUCACAUUCAAUCCUCACUUUACAUAGAGGAAAUCACACAGGAAAGAAACCCUCCAUUUGAAGACCGUGGCAGUGCCUUGACCUGGUAUUCAUAGCAUGCUAAGCAUAGAAGAAACUGGAAAGUAAUCCUACAAAUGUGAACAGUGUGGCAGUGACCUUAACCAGAGCUCAAACAUUACUACACAUAAGAACAUUGAUAUUGGGAAGAAAUCAUCCAAAUGUCAAUAAUGUGGCAAAGGUUUUCAGUAGUCCUCAGUCUUAGCAAACAUAAGAGAAACCAUAGGAGGAAAAAAUGGAAACAAUGUGAAGAUGUGGCAAAGCCUCAUGCCCGUAUGCAGUUUUCUGUACACAAUAAAAUUCGUGUGGAAGAAAAAGUCUACAAAAGUGAAGUGCUUGACAAUAGUAUAACUUGUGCUUUAAUCAUUGUAUAAAUAAAAAAAUUAUAACAUGAAUAUCACCUACAAAUGAGAGAAAAGUGUCAAACCCUAUUACCACUACUCAUUUCAGUACAUAAAAGAAUUCAUAGAGAAAUUCUACAUAUGUGAAGAGUAUGACUAUCUUAAAUAUAUCUCAAACUUUUCCAAUCCUAAUUCAAAUGGAAGAAAUACUCUACAAAUGUCAGUCACAUCUCAGAGCCUUAAAGUUGUGUUUAUCCUGUUAGGUAGGGCUAAGGAGAAAAGGGGCAGAUGUUACUAGGAGAUCCUUUGUCCAUAAAUUAAGAGGAACAAAUUAAGCAGAGGAGGCUUCCAAGAAAUAAAAGCUGAUAUUUCAAGGCUUUCCAAAACUGAACUUCUGUUUGUUCUACAAAAAUGAGUCUCAAGAGUUAGAUAGGCCACAAUGUGGAGAUAUGGUCAAGGCCACAAAAAAAGGCACUUAGGAGUGAGCGUACAAGUGAAAGGACAGUAAGCUCAAGUGAUCUCUUUUUGUUAACAUAGUACAAUUUACACCAGUUCUAUCUACUCUACAAUUACAAUGAUAAAUAGUGUCCAUUGAUUACAGGGAUAGAAAUGUGAGGACUCUCCAUUGUGGAAGGUUUUCCCAUUUCCAAGAAAAAUGAUGAAUAUUAUACCACCACAUCACUUAACAUAGAGUUGGAAAUCCAUGUAAGGGAAACAUCUUACUAAUCCCAGGGUCUUUUCCACUUGGAAAUGUAGAUGUGUUCUUUCUCUGGAGUGCACAGUUCUUUAUGAACUUUGCCCCUUUAAGCACUUCCAUCUGCUUGUUCUGCUCAUUUGUUUCACUGUGCUAGUUGUAAUAGCCACUCUUUGACACUUGGAACAAAAAAAUUGAAAACAUACCUUACCUCUGGUCCCCUAAUAUCUGCCAUUUGGGUCCAGUAUCACGGAAAAAAAAUACAACUUCUGCAAGAUAAGCUAAUUAAACAAUAGACAUUCUGACUUCCCUCUGCCUAACUGCAUGUUACUUACUACUCCUACAUCUCUCUCACGCUGUUCAAUUCCAGGUAAUGUAGCUUCUUACCUGCCCUUCCUUCAUUUGUUUUUUCUUCUUCACCUGGACAAUGCACUUCAUGUUAAAGUUAGUGCUGAUAGGGCAGCGCCUGUGGCUCAAGGAGUAGGGCUCCGGUCCCAUAUGCCGGAGGUGGUGGGUUCAACCCAGCCCUGGCCAAAAAGAAAAAAAAAAAGUUAGUGCUGAUAGUCAAAAGCUUAGAAAGGGGUCUCAGGCCCCACAAGUACAUCUGAAUGUUAAACCAGAUUUUUCCAGUCUUUAUAACCCGAAUGGGGAUGAGGAGACAGAGAAAGCCAGGGUAUCAGCAGAUCUUAAGAGCAGAAGGAAGCUAUUGAAAUGGUUGCUAUCACUAGGGAAGAAGGUUGUCAGGCACUGAGUUCCCCUAGAGCAGGGGUACUCAGACAACCACCUGUGGGCCACAUGUGGCCUGCCGAGGACAUUUAUCUGGCCUGCUGGGUAUUUUUGCCAUAGUUGCCUGUCCUGCUUAGCAACCGACUUGUCCCGGUCCACAGUGCACAUGUGCAGAAUGUGCACCAACUCUCCGAUUCCCAUCUUUCUCUCUGUCUCUCGAGUCCUCUUCUCAAUCUCUGAUGUAAAUGGAGGAGUCACCAGGUUGCCUGUGCAGAGCCUGCAGCUGCCUAAGGACCAAGGAAACAAUAAUGUCAAGAACCUGAGGGGGUGAGACAUGAUGGCUGACUGAAGCCGGCUUGCCACAGAGGCUACGUUCCAGAAGGAGAGUUAAAGGACAGAAAUUUAGCAAGUAACCUGGGAGAUUAGAGCUGCACCAAGAGAGAAGGUUGAAGAACGCACAUCAACCCUGCUGUGGUGAGCUGCGACCCCAAGGAUAAAAACAAAAGGUACAAAAUCCAUCUCCAAGCAGACAGCAGUCCCUUCCCGCAUGAGAACGGCUCAGAGUGCCCCACAAACAAAGGAACAGAGUUCAAAGUUCCUCCCACUACAAUCCACGGGAGAGACUCUAAAAACUGGACCUACUUUCCCUACUAGGGUGCCAUGGCCUUCUUUUACCAGGCAUAAAACUGUAUAUAUACUCUACCUGCAACUCUGAGCUCCAGCACUCUCCUCCACUCUCACUCUGAGGUCUGAAAGCCUGUACCCCAAGAGUCCAGAUUCUUGGGUGAUUUCUUGAGGGGUGUGGACAGGGCCUAAACUGCAGCUGGUCAGUGCUGACUCUAUGGUACAGGACUGAGGAGAGGACGAUCGGCUGACAAGGAACAACACCAGAGCGGCAGUGCCCUGAGGCACAGAGCAGCAACCAUCUUUUGGCAACAAUAGGGCUCAGUCCUGGAUAUUCUGAAGCCACACCCUGUCUUGCUGGUCGACCAGAGGAGGCCAGGCAUCUUCUCAGGUGGCAACCACCACGAAACAGAUCUGGGAUGGAAACGUAGGCCCCAUGAGUAAAGGGUUUGCCUGAGGCGGUACCGGCCUUGGCGGAGCACAGGGACUAGAAAUGCACACACAGAACCGGGAAGUUCCCAGCGCAGGGCUGACCCAGAGGACCACUUUACUGAGCCUAAGACGUACAUGGGCCUUAGGGGAUCAUCAGCCUGUAGACAAAGGAAGACAGGUGGCUAGAGCUGACAGCUAAGCGAAUACAAACAUGUAGGAGCAAAGAUAGGGCAUGAGGUGCAUGCUCUGGGACCUCAAAACAGCUUCUCUUCUGCAGGGGAAUUUAGCAGAGACAGAAACAAAUUCCUCCAAAGUUGUUCGGUUCUAUCAGUAACAUCAAUCCGGGGCGGGGCUGGAACUGAGUGAACAUCCCCCAGACUCAAUCAAGCAUCCAAGGUUGACAGGCCUCACCUCCCCCUGCUAGAUAGAGGCAGAAAGCAGCGGCCUGGCUGAGCAGAAAUACAUUUCAUUGUGAUUAAGGAAGGUGCAACCCCCUGGAGUGUCUGUUCACUACAGGCAACAGGGUCAGCCAACUGCAGGGCUAUCAGUGACUGGGUGUGAUAGAGGUGCGAGGUGGGGAAGGAGGCAUCAAACUUCCCAGACUGAUCUAUUUGCUAGGUGGGUCCUCCUGACUCCACAGAGCACUGGAGCAAUCCGUAUCUGACUAGUCACCAGAACCCUGCAAUCCAGUUGCCAGAGACCUUUUAAACUCUCUCAGCUGAGACUGGUGCUGACCGAGACAAUUGAUUUGGACUUUUUGAACUGAGCCAAUCACCCAAGAACUAUUCAGGUGGUACCCUGGGUGUGUGGUUGUAGGAAAGUUUGAUUUUCCUUUUCCAAUUGUUACUUGUGGGUGGAGGGGUGAAUUAAUUGCUGGUAUUUCUCCACAGCUGAGACUUCAAAACAGAGUAACUGCUUCACUAGGGUCAAACAGAGACCAGCUGAAAACAAGACACAACCAUUUAGCCCCACCACACCAAACAUGUCCAGAGUUUCUCAGGCCGUAGCACUGUAUGGGUCCUCGACAAAGCUCCAGCAGAAAAAAAUCUAACAGUGUAAAAUAAUCAUGGAGCAGAAUCAGUGGAAAAGCUCUGGAACCAUGAAUAACCAGAAUAGAUUAACCCCCUUCCCCCCCAACAAAAGAUAUGGCAGAUUUAACUGAACAUCCCAUUCAUAAACAGCUGGCUGAGAUGUCAGAAAUCGAAUUCAGAAUUUGGGUUGCAAACAACAUUCAUAGAAUGGAGGAAAAUUUGUAAUUAGAAAUUUGAGGAGCAAUUCAAAAGUCGGAAUUAGGAAUUUGAGGAGAAAUUCAAAAAUUGUCUCAAGAAUUUAACGAAUUUAAAGACAAAACCACCAAAGACAUUGACGUGCUGACGCAAGAAUUUGCAGCCCUCAAAGAUGUGAAAAAUACAGUAGAAUCCCUCAGUACGAGUGGAGCAAGCAGAAGAAAGGAUUUCUGACAUUGAAGACAAAGCCUUUGAACCAAACUCUCAAAGAGGAAGAGAAAUGGAGAGCAAAAACGGAUCAUUCUCUCAAAGAGCUCUGGGAUAAUUCAAAGAAGGCUAAUAUCCACAACAUCGGAAACCCUGAAAGUGAUGAAGUGGCAUUGCAAGGCACAGAGGCCCUUCUCCAUGAAAUUAUGAAAGAGAAUUUUCCAGACAUUCCAAGAGAUUCUGGAAUUCAGAUAGCACACAGUUACAGAACAACAGCAUGACUCAACCCGAAUAAGACAUCCCCCAGGCAAAUCAUAAUUAACUUCACUAAAGUUAAAAUAAAGGAGAAAAUUCUGAAAGCAGUGCGAGGUAAGAAAUCCAUUACCUACAAAGGGAAGAAUAUUAGAAUGACUGCAGAUCUCUCUGCUGAAACUAUUCAAGCCAGAAGAGGAUGGUCAUUGACUUUUAAUCUUCUAAAACAAGAUAACUUUCAACCCUAGAUCCUGUAUCCAGCUAAAGUGAGUUUCAUUUAUGAUGGAGAAAUUAAAUACUUUAAUGACAUUCAGAUAUUGAAGAAAUUUGCCAUAACCAAACCAGCUUUUCAGGAUAUUCUCAGACUUAUCCUCCAUAAUCAUCAGCCCAAUCUUCUACCACAAAUGUAAACUCACUCAGAAACUAUUGAUCAAACUCCAACUUCCACAGUGGCGAAAGGAUUAAAAAUGUCCACUGGACCUUAUAAAAACUCGAUACCCAAAAUUUUACCAGACCUAUCAAUAUUCUCCAUUAAUGUGAACAACUUAAACUGUCCUCUAAAGAGGCACAGGUUAGCUGACUGGAUACAAAAACUCAGGCCAGAUAUUUGCUGCCUACAAGAGUCACAUCUUACCUUAAAAGAUAAGUAUAGACUUGGGGUGAAAGGAUGCUCGUCAAUAUUUCAGGCAAAUGGUAAUCAGAAAAAAGCAGGUGUUGCAAUUCUAUUUGCAGAUACAAUAGGCUUUUAACCAACAAAGGUGAGGAAGGAUAAGAAUGGUCACUUCAUAUUUGUUAAGGGUAAUACUUAAUAUGAUGAGAUUUCAAUUAUUAAUAUCUACGAACCCAACCAGAAUGAAUCUCAAUUUAUAAGAGAAACUCUAACAGACAUGAGCAACUUGAUUUCCUCCAGCUCCAUAAUAGUUGGAGAUUUCAACACUCCUUUGGCAGUGUUGCAUCAAUCCUCCAAAAGAAGCUGAGCAAAGAAAUUUUAGAUUUAAACCAUAAAAAAUUUGGAUUUAGCAGAUAUCUAUAAAACAUUUCAUCCCAACAAAACUGAAUACACAUACUUCUCAUCAGCCCACAGAACAUACUCCAAAAUCGAUCACAUCUUAGGUCACAAGUCUAACUUCAGUAAAUUUAAAGGGAUGGAAAUUAUUCCUUGCAUCUUCUUGGACCACUAUAGAAUAAAAGUUGAACUCAGUAACAGCAGGAAUCUGCAUACUCAUACAAAAACAUGGGAGUUAAAUAACCAUCUGCUGAAUGAUAGCUGGGUCAGAGAUGAGAAUAAGAAAAAAACUGCCAAAUUUUUGGAAAAAAAUGACAAUGAAGACACUAAUUAUCAGAACCUCUAGUAUACUGCAAAGGCAGUCCUAAGAGGGAAAUUUAUAGCACUGCAAGCCUUUCUCAAAAGAAUGGAAAGAGAGGAAGUUAACAACUUAAUGGGACACCUCAAGCAACUGUAAACGGAAGAACAUUCCAACCCCAAAACCAGUAGAAGAAAAAAAUAACCAAAAUUAGAGCAGAAUGAAAUUGAAAAUGAAAGAAUUAUACAACAGAUCAAUAAAUCAAAAAGUUGGUUUUUGGAAAAGGAUAAUAAAAUAGAUAAACCUUUGGCUAACCUAACCAGGAAAAAAAGAGUAAAAUCUCUAAUCUCACCAGUCUGAAAAGACACAGACGAAAUAUCAACAGAAUCCUAAGAAAUUCAAAAACAUCCUUAAUGAAUAUUACCAGAAACUUUAUUCUCAGAAAUACGAAAAUCUAAAGGAAAUUGACCACUACUUGGAAGCACAUCACCUUCCAAAACUUAGCAAGAAUCAAGUGGAAAUGUUGAACAGGCCCCUAUCAAGUUCUGAAAUAGCAUCACAUCAACCAUACAAAACCUCCCUAAAAAGAAAAGCCUGAGACCAGAUGUCUUCACAUCAGAAUUCUACCAAACCUUUAAAUAGGAAUUAGUACCUAUAUUACUCAACCUGUUCUAAAAUGUAGAAAAAGAAGAAAGACUACCCAACACAUUCUAUGAAGCAAACAUCACCCUGAUCCCCAAACCAGGAAAGGACCCAACAAGAAAAGAAAAUUAUAGACCAAUAUCACUAAUGAAUAUGGAUGCAAAAAUAUUCAACAUGAUCCUAACAAACAGAAUCCAGCAACACAUCAAACAAAUUAUACAUCAUGACCAAGUCGAUUUUAUCCCAGGGUCUCAAGGCUGGUUCUAUAUACAUAAAUCUAUAAAUAUAAUUCAGCACAUAAAUUAAAAAACAAAGACCUUAUGAUUCUCUCAAUUGAUGCAGAAAAAGCUUUUGAUAAUAUCCAGCAUCCCUUCAUGAUCAGAACACUUAAGAAAAUUGGUAUAGAAGGGACAUUUCCUAAACUGAUAGAGGCUGUGUACAGCAAAACCACAGCUAAUAUUGUGUUGAACAGAGUCAAGUUGAAAACAUUUCCACUCAGAUUAGGAACAAGACAAGGCUAUCCAUUGUCUCCACUGCUCUUUAACAUUGUAAGGAAGUUUUAGCCACCGCAAUUAGGGAAGAAAAGGCAAUCAAGGGUAUCCAUAUAGGGUCAGAAGACAUCAAACUUUCGCUCUUCACAGAUGAUAUGAUUGUAUAUCUGGAAAAUCCCAGGGAUUCUACUACAAAACUCUUAGAAGUGAUCAAGGCAUACAGCAGCAUCUCAGCUUACAAAAUCAACAUUCAUAAAUCGGUAGCCUUUAUAUAUACAA
Nycticebus coucang (slow loris) is the source of this 10149-nucleotide messenger RNA. Its product is annotated as zinc finger protein 595-like. The record is from RefSeq and is a predicted model, not a curated record. The transcript is spliced from 5 exons. Gene Ontology annotation, biological process: regulation of transcription by RNA polymerase II. Bases 161 to 2461 code for a protein of 766 amino acids. Gene Ontology annotation, molecular function: RNA polymerase II cis-regulatory region sequence-specific DNA binding; DNA-binding transcription factor activity. Lineage: Eukaryota; Metazoa; Chordata; Mammalia; Primates; Lorisidae.